UAAAACGCUCGAACUUCGUGAGAGAGUGAGAGAUGGAGUUCAUCGAAGAGGAGGCGCGGCCGCGCUUUGUCUUCCGCGGCGGCGGCGCCUCCUCCUCCGCCGCCGCCGCCCACGGCGGAGCCCCCUUGGGCGCCUUCUCGAAGCUCCACGCCCUCUGCUGCGUCUCCGCCGCGGCGCUUCUCCUCCUCUCCGCCGCCGCGCUCCUCCGCUACUCCCACUCCGCCCCCGCCUCCCUCCUCGCCUGGGGCGCCCUCUCCCUCCUCCUCGCCCCCUUCGCCCCUUCCUCCGCCACGGGCGGCGACCCCCGCGUCGGCCGUGGCCCCCCUCUUCCCGAUCCCGCCCCCGCGGCCGCCGACGACGCCGCCCCCGCGGAUCGCCGGAACCCUAGCCGCCGAUCGAGAUCCCGCAAGCCCGAUCACUCCCCAAACUCUAACCCCCCUCUGAUCGUCCCUAAACCCCCAGAUCUGAACAGAUCUAUCCCCAGCAACGUCGAUCAGAUCUUACAGGAAGCGAGAGUAGAGGAGGAAGACGAAGAGGAGGAGGAGGAGGGAGAGAGGGAGUGGACGGAUGAGGACUUCGAUCUACUCAAGAAGCAGAUCGCGAAGCAUCCGGUGGGGGAGCCGCAGCGGUGGGAGCGGAUCGCGGAGGCUUUCAAGCGGCGACACGAUCUGAGCAGCGUGAUCAGCAUGGCGAAGUCAUUGCCGGAGAGGAAGCCCGAUUCUAGGGAUUCGUUCCAGCAGUUCCUGAAGCAUCGGAAGCCCUCGGAUCGAGCACGGCCGGAGCUUAGCAAUGGCGAUGUGGGGGUCGAAGCUUCAAAGGAGAACGGCGGGUGGAGUCCGGGGGAGGAUCUGGCCCUGCUCAACGCAUUGAAGGCGUUCCCGAAGGAUGUGUCGAUGCGGUGGGAGAAGAUCACGGCGGCGGUUCCGGGGAAGUCGAAGGCAUUGUGUAUGAAGAGGGUCACGGAGUUGAAGAGGGACUUUAGGAGCUCCAAAGCUUCCCAAUCUCAAUCCUGAUUUUGCCAGUAUUUCAUGCAGGUUAGCAAUGUCAUCAAAUUCACACUCAUGACCCGAUGUUUUCGUUUAACAUUCAAAUUCAAGAACCGCGUACUAUCUAAUGCACUGUUUGGCGUGACCGGAGCUUCUUCUGCAGAACCGUUCGAAGAGCACUAACAGUUCCUUCUUUUCCCCCCCUAAAAACAAAUUUUUUUUUUUUUUCUGUUUAGCAGAUACAAAAGUUUCAAAUUAAAAUUUCUACUUUUAUUAUGCAGAAGAAUUUUUGAGACUUCUUUGCUACAGCAAAAGCUUUUAACUUAGAUCGGAAUCUGCUUCAGAAUUAAACAUCUUAUGAAGCAGUGAGAUUGUAACCUGGACAUCUUUAACAUACAUGAGUUAUAAACCAUGAUAUAAUAUAUUUUGGAAUCUGAAAGUUUAAACUGCUCUCAAA
This is a messenger RNA of Ananas comosus (pineapple), 1443 nucleotides long. Its product is annotated as dnaJ homolog subfamily C member 2. Lineage: Eukaryota; Viridiplantae; Streptophyta; Magnoliopsida; Poales; Bromeliaceae. Gene Ontology annotation, molecular function: Hsp70 protein binding; ribosome binding. Gene Ontology annotation, cellular component: cytosol. The coding region runs from base 33 to 1013 and encodes 326 amino acids. Gene Ontology annotation, biological process: regulation of translational fidelity; 'de novo' cotranslational protein folding. The record is from RefSeq and is a predicted model, not a curated record. The transcript is spliced from 2 exons.